GGUUUUUGUGUUUCUCGUUCUUUCGCUUGUUGGUUGUCGUCGUGUUGGUAUCGUAAAUAUCGGUAUUUACUCAAUUAACGUAUAUAUUAUUCAAAAUGAGUGAAACUCUUCAACUGAAAGGGACCUUACUUGGUCAUAAUGGUUGGGUUACUCAAAUUGCCACAAAUCCUAAAUAUCCCGAUAUGAUUUUAUCUUCCUCACGAGAUAAAACACUCAUCGUGUGGAAGUUAACACGUGAAGAAACCCAAUAUGGAGUGCCACAAAAGCGUCUGUAUGGUCACUCCCAUUUUAUAUCUGAUGUAGUACUUUCUAGUGAUGGAAACUAUGCUCUCUCUGGUUCAUGGGAUAAAACUCUACGUCUUUGGGAUUUGGCUGCUGGCAAAACUACUAGAAGAUUUGAAGAUCAUACAAAGGACGUAUUGAGUGUUGCAUUCUCCGUAGAUAAUCGUCAGAUAGUUUCUGGCUCUCGAGACAAAACCAUCAAGCUGUGGAACACUUUGGCAGAGUGCAAAUAUACUAUUCAAGAAGAUGGUCAUUCAGAUUGGGUAUCCUGUGUUAGAUUUUCACCAAAUCACGCCAACCCCAUCAUCGUUUCUGCUGGUUGGGAUCGUAUGGUGAAGGUGUGGAACUUGACCAAUUGCCGACUGAAGAUCAAUCAUUCUGGACACACUGGCUAUUUGAACACUGUUACCGUCUCUCCAGACGGUAGUUUGUGCGCCAGUGGCGGCAAAGACUGCAAAGCCAUGCUCUGGGAUUUAAAUGAUGGCAAGCACUUGCACACUUUGGACCACAAUGAUAUCAUUAAUGCAUUGUGCUUCUCACCUAAUAGGUACUGGCUUUGUGCUGCUUUUGGCCCCUCUAUCAAAAUAUGGGAUUUGGAAAGUAAAGAAAUGGUUGAAGAUCUCAAACCAGAAGUCGUUUCGCAGACUAGUAAAGCCGAACCGCCACAGUGUUUGUCUUUGGCUUGGUCGACUGAUGGGCAAACUUUGUUUGCAGGCUACUCAGACAAUAUAAUUAGAGUGUGGCAAGUCGGUGUUUCGUCAUAUUGAUUUCAUUUUCCUUUCAAUAUUGUAUAUACAGAAUGUAUAAUUUAUUUUUAUUUGUUGAAUUCUAAAACCUGAAAGGACUGAUUUGUUGGUAUUCAAUAAUGUUGAGAGCCGAAGAUUUUUGUUAUAAUUUAUUCUUAUAUUUUUUGUACAAAAAAAUAAUAGUUACUGAGUGAAAA
Molecule: messenger RNA, 1225 nt
Organism: Leptinotarsa decemlineata (Colorado potato beetle)
Lineage: Eukaryota; Metazoa; Arthropoda; Insecta; Coleoptera; Chrysomelidae
Product: small ribosomal subunit protein RACK1
Molecular function (GO): ribosome binding; protein binding; translation regulator activity
Source: RefSeq, a predicted model, not a curated record